UCUAUUUUUGAUGGGGGGGGGGUGCCACCCAGUCUGCCCCAGAUCACGUUUGCCACCGGCAGCCAACCAGUUGGGCCCAAGUCCGCGGGCAAGAAGUGAUUGGGGGCGAGUGAGCUCGGCCGCCCCCCGGUUCCCCGUCCGGGUGCCCCCCCGCCGGGCCCGAAGCGGUAUAUCCUGCCCUCCCCGGCCACCUCCCCCGCGUGGAAGCGGAGCGGCGGCCUCGUUGUAAAGCAGAAGGGAAAUGUAGCCAGCCGGGUGUCGCGGCUGGACGCUCGCCUUGGCUGGGGGUGUGGGGGGGGCACGCCGGGGGCCAAGGAGGACUGCCGAGGAGGAGUGAUGAGAAGAGGGGGUACCCUGCACCCCCCGAGAGCACGGGCCCCGCUGCUAGUCGCCAGGCGCCCCCCUUCCUCCCAAGCGAGGGGCAGGUGUUCCACACUGAUUCUUGUGACUUUAAGAACCAGGGAUUUGAAGAGGUAUUAGCUCUUCCCAGGAAGGGAGGAAGUUUCUGGAAGAGAGAGGAAAGACAGCAGACACUGCGCUGGGACCAGCAGAGCCUAAGGAACUGUGGGAAGCUGACCGAGCCCAGCCUAAGGAGCGGGAAGCAGCCACAGCCCCAGGCUGGCACUGUGUUCCAAAAGAUUUGAACUCAAGCUGCUUUUUGUGAAAGAGGGCCACUUCAGAGGGCACCCCAGACUUUGGUUGGGCUCUUCUACACUGGAUGCCCCCUGCUCUGAGGAGCCUGCCGCUGAGAACCAAAGAAGAUAAGAGGACACACACAUUUCCCUCAAGCACAGAGCUGGUGGGUUGGAGUCAGGCAUCUGCACCCCUAGUGGCUGGUUGCUGAGUCUGGUGAGGAGUUUCUUGUUUCUCCCCAGCUUGCGGCUUUAGUGCUUAAUGGGGCUGCCUGUUGGUGGAUCAGUUUUUGCAGUGCCUGGUAGGAGUGGAGAGCCGUGGGAAGAGGUCCCGCGGCGCCCAAGCCUGGGUUUACCCCAAGACUAAGUUCUUUCCCAAGUUAGAGAGGGAGAGAGAAAGAAAAAAGAAGAGAGAAAAGUUCUCCCUUCCCCUCCUCCCUGCCUGUCAUGUCCUCUAAGCCAGAGCCAAAGGACGUCCACCAACUGAACGGGACUGGCCCUACUGCCUCUCCCUGCUCUUCAGAUGGCCCCGGGAGAGAGCCCUUGGCCGGGACCUCAGAGUUCCUGGGGCCUGAUGGGUCUGGGGUAGAAGUGGUAAUUGAGUCUCGGGCCAACGCCAAGGGGGUUCGGGAGGAGGACGCCCUGCUGGAGAACGGGAGUCAGAGCAACGAAAGUGAUGACGUCAGCACAGACCAUGGCCCUGCGCCACCCUCCCCGCUCAAGGAGACCUCCUUUUCCAUCGGGCUGCAAGUGCUGUUUCCGUUCCUCCUGGCAGGCUUUGGGACCGUGGCUGCCGGCAUGGUGUUGGACAUUGUGCAGCACUGGGAAGUUUUCCAGAAGGUGACAGAGGUCUUCAUCCUAGUGCCUGCGCUGCUGGGGCUCAAAGGGAACCUGGAAAUGACCCUGGCAUCAAGGCUCUCCACUGCAGCCAACAUUGGACACAUGGACACACCCAAGGAGCUCUGGCGGAUGAUCACUGGGAACAUGGCCCUCAUCCAGGUGCAGGCCACAGUGGUGGGCUUCCUGGCGUCCAUCGCAGCCGUCGUCUUUGGCUGGAUCCCUGAUGGCCACUUCAGUAUUCCGCAUGCCUUCCUGCUCUGUGCUAGCAGCGUGGCCACAGCCUUCAUUGCCUCCCUGGUACUGGGUAUGAUCAUGAUUGGAGUCAUCAUUGGCUCUCGCAAGAUUGGGAUCAACCCAGACAACGUGGCCACACCCAUUGCUGCCAGCCUGGGCGACCUCAUCACCUUGGCGUUGCUCUCAGGCAUCAGCUGGGGACUCUACCUGGAACUGAAUCACUGGCGAUACAUCUACCCACUGGUGUGUGCUUUCUUUGUGGCCCUGCUGCCUGUCUGGGUGGUGCUGGCCCGACGAAGCCCAGCCACGAGGGAGGUGUUGUACUCCGGCUGGGAGCCUGUUAUUAUUGCCAUGGCCAUCAGCAGUGUGGGAGGCCUCAUCUUGGACAAGACUGUCUCAGACCCCAACUUUGCAGGGAUGGCUGUCUUCACACCUGUGAUUAAUGGUGUUGGGGGCAAUCUGGUGGCAGUGCAGGCCAGCCGCAUUUCCACCUUCCUGCACAUGAAUGGAAUGCCAGGAGAGAACUCUGAGCAAGCUCCUCGCCGCUGCCCCAGUCCUUGUACCACCUUCUUCAGUCCUGAUGUGAAUUCUCGCUCAGCCCGGGUCCUCUUCCUCCUCGUGGUCCCAGGACACCUGGUGUUCCUCUACACCAUCAGCUGUAUGCAGGGUGGGCACACCACCCUCACACUCAUCUUCAUCAUCUUCUAUAUGACAGCUGCACUGCUCCAGGUGCUGAUUCUCCUGUACAUCGCAGACUGGAUGGUGCACUGGAUGUGGGGCCGGGGCCUGGACCCGGACAACUUCUCCAUCCCAUACUUGACUGCUCUGGGGGACCUGCUUGGCACUGGGCUCCUAGCACUCAGCUUCCAUGUCCUCUGGCUCAUAGGGGACCGAGACACGGAUGUCGGGGACUAGCUUGGUCACUCAACCUUUUCCCCAUCCCUCUGCACUUUCUAUUUGAAAUUUUUCUUCUGUUCCCCUGUCCCUACUCCACCCCACACUCCCACCUCUUUCUGGGACUUCACUUUGAUACCAAAUUCUCAUUAUUUUCAAUGGGAAUUUUUAUACAUUGAGCCAAGUUUGUAUAGCAGGAAUUCAGGAAAGACAGACGGACUGAGAUAAGCAGUACAAGUAGAUUUUUGAGACAAUCACCAAGUGCAAUUUCAUGGUGGGUGCCUCCAGGUGAGGUGGAUUGGGGCAGGGGAAUUUUGUCUGGAAUCUGGGGACACUGGGUUUGGCUUUAGCAACUUAUCUUGGCCCUAAUGAGAAACCCUUCGUAGGUGGGCUCUGGGUUUUGGGUUUUGUUUUCUUUUUGUUCAUCUGUUUUGUUUUUGGUUUUGGUUGAACAGAGGGACAGAGGAAUAAGUAACACUCCCAAACACACACAUACUUUUGUAGAAAAGGACCAACUUCAACGCUCUGGACAGGAGACAGCUGCUCCAGGGCCCUGUGAUCCCAGCUCUAUUCUCUGCCCUCUGGACCUAAGCCCUCCCACUCACAGAAAGAGUAAGGUGGACUGACGCUUCAAUUUGUGCACACGUCUCUUGCUCGAUUGUGUGAUCAACAUCAACAACCCGUUCCUCUGAUCAUUUCCAGUUGAUCGUCAUAUCCAGGAAAAAAUGAAAAGUGGACUGUUCUCCCUGUUGACCCGUGUCCACCUGUGGGUUCCCCAAAAUCCAAAUUCUCCCUGGGCACAGAGGACUGAUUCUUGGUCUCUCUUCAACCUUCAUCUCAAAUUGUCUCUAAGCACUACCUUCCCCAGAGCUUGCCAGGUUGGGUUUUGAGAUUAGGGAGAGGUCAUGGCGAUGUGGAGAAUGGUUGGGAGGUUGAGGACAACCAGGGGCGUCUCAUUGCUGCAGUUUCUCCUGAGGACAUAAUCACUUGGUCACCUUGAGCCCUGUCACUUCCUAAAAUUACUCAUUCUGUCAUACCAUAGAGAUCAAUUUUCCUCUUUCUUGGCUUCUGCCCACAAACAUUCACUAUUCAUUCAUUUGCUCAUUCAACAAAUAUGCAGCCUCUGCAAGAUGAGCUCCUCUGCAGGCAUGGUCUGAAACAUUCUUUGAGCAAUAUUUAUUGGGUGCCUACUAUGUGUUAGGUACUGUGCCAGGCACUGACUAGCCAGUGGUAAGGGAAACACAGCUCUAACCUCACCUCAUUCUCAAUGUUACAAAGGCCAUGUGCCCGUUUCAAUCUGGUGGAGAAAGUUUCCUCGUUGUAAGAAUUUGCAUCUACUUCAAGCCAGAUUCUUCUGCCUCUUUCUCCUUCCUAGACCCCAACUCUGUGCAAUGCUGACCACAGCUAGAGCCACCAGCCCUAUUGCUCAACCAGUGUUUUAUUUCCCUAAACGACCCUUCCUCACAUUCCCUUUCCUCCACCUCUCCUCACCAAGCACCCAAAAGAGGAUUUAGAACUAGCAAGCUGGACAUCAACUGAUUGUUUCUACUUUUCUCUGCCUAGCACAGAAUUGGGAGAAAACUGGAGCCUCCAUCCGCAGUCACACGUGUACAGAUGUGGACAUUUGGAUGUAGGCUUUUUUUUUUUUUUCCUAGCUUCUCAGAAGCCUCCGCAGAAACCCUUCCAUCUAUAGCCUCCAGGGCCCACCUCCAAGGGAAGACUUAGGCAAUAACCCUGUUUCUACCAACACCAUGCCUUAUCCCAGGAACUUGCCCUAGACCUCCAGAGACCAUCUUUUCUCUCCCUCCCUUUCUACCCAGGCCUCCAGUCCUCCUUCUGGAAUCAUAGAACCUUAGAAUUGGAAGAAAUUGUAGAGGUUACCUAGCUGGAGUUGUGUCCAACACAGUUCAUUAACACCAGCCUGGGCUUGUUUUUUCUCCUCCCUCUGGACUUUCUUCAUCUUUUCUUCCACCUCAAAACACACUUGCACACAGAUUCUUCUUGUACAGGCACCAAAACCAACUCUCUGCCCCUAAGACUAUGUCUCUAUGGUCUCCAGCCACCCCUUCCCCAGUCACUCCCCCCUUCCUCAUCUCUGGAAUUUGGCCAGGCAGUCCCAGAAGACUCUGGAGUGACCUCCUUUGCCUAAAAGGCAGACAAGUAGGCAUGCCCCAGGCCCUGAGUUUGUGAGCAGAGGAGGACUGUAGAGUGAGAGGGAAAGAAAAUGAAGUUGACUUUCAUGGAAGAUUCAUUUCUUUUCCCCGACUGUACCAACUGCAUGUACUUUUGGCCUGGCUGCAAGGAGCAAUAUUGGUUUACUCUCGUAUCCUUAAAAAGUUACAGAACUGUGUCUUAAGAGAAUUAUUUAUAGUUACUAUAACUGAAUUGACAAAUGUCAACUUAACUGAUAAAUUAUAUUUGGUAAAAUAAAGAGGACGUUUAUUUA
This is a messenger RNA of Callithrix jacchus (white-tufted-ear marmoset), 5046 nucleotides long. It is a transcript of the gene SLC41A1, whose product is annotated as solute carrier family 41 member 1. Gene Ontology annotation, biological process: monoatomic cation transport. Gene Ontology annotation, molecular function: monoatomic cation transmembrane transporter activity. Gene Ontology annotation, cellular component: plasma membrane. The record is from RefSeq and is a predicted model, not a curated record. NCBI's taxonomy places the organism in Eukaryota, Metazoa, Chordata, Mammalia, Primates, Cebidae.